AUUAUCAUUUAUUUUGCGAGUAUGAUGUUGUUUUUCUGUUCAGGCAUUAAUAGUGACUUUGGCAGUGAUAAUUCUGUUGAUUCCUUAGUAGUGACAUGGUCAGUUAUAUUUAUAAUAUUGUUCUUCUGUUCAGGCUUUAACAGUUACUUUGGCAGUGACUUGUUUGUGUUGAUUCUGUUGAUUUCCUUAGUAGUGACAUGGAUAGUGAUUUGUUUUAUUCUUGUGCAGUUGUUAUGGAUACAAGCUAUGUUGUCAAGUUUAUUUAUUCUGGUGAAGCAGCAACAGUUCCAUUGUUGCAUAAUUGGUCGUUUGUUGACCUAUGCAAUUCCAUACGCUCUCGUUUUCCGGAUUUGAUUCAAGGCAAUUUCAUGUUGAGUGAAAGUGUGGUGAGUAAUACAGUGUGUGAGGAUUCUAGUACCAUGCUUGAUGAGAAUGAUUAUUUGGGGUGUUAUAGGGCAGAGGCACCGAAGAGUUAUAUGACGAAAGGUUGGGAGAGUUAUAUUCAUUCUGAAGGCCAAAAGUUUGAGGGUGGGGUUGUUGAGUUUAGGGAUAAGCUGCGUAAGUAUGCCAUAGAAAUUGGCUUUUCAUAUGAGUUUGUUAGAAAUGACAAGGUUCGUGUUAUUGCUCAGUGUUCUAAGAAACAUUCUCAAGGCUGCAAUUGGCUUGUGAAGGCUCAUUUAUGCAGGGCUAAUGGUUUCUUUAUGAUUAAAAGGUUGGUUAAUGUUCACACUUGUCAUGGUGUGAUUCGUUUGCAGAAGAGUAAGAUGAUGGGAUCCAAGGUUGUCAAGUCUAUUGUGCUUGAUAAGAUUCGUGCCAAUCCAAACAAAAAGCCAAUUGAUAUAGCUGAUGAGAUCAAGAGUGAUUAUGGUUUGGAUGUUGCUUAUCGUACAGUUUGGUAUGGUACGGAGUUGGCAAAAACAGCCCUACAUGGUGAUGAAGCUGAGUCUUAUGCUCAGCUACUUUGGUUCAGUGAGUCUGUUAUGAAGUCAAACCCCGACUCUAGGAUAGUGGUUGAGUUUCAUCGAGAAACACACAGGUUUCAGCGUAUGUUUGUGACCUAUGGUGCAUGGAUGAAGGGUUUUCAAUCUUGUAGACCUAUUCUUUUCAUUGAUGCUACAUUCAUUACCAACAAGUACAAGGGGCAGAUUAUUGCUGCAUCGGCAAAGGAUGCCAAUCAAGGCUUGUAUCCAGUUGCUUAUGCUAUUGUGGAUUCUGAAAAUGAGAGUAAUUGGAGAUUUUUUCUUGAGGUUUUGGCUGAAGAGUUUGCAAAACACCCUAUGAGGAGGGUGACGUUUAUUUCUGAUCGUCAUGUUGGGCUUGUUAGUGCUUUCCCUAGAGUGUUUCCCAAUAAUCCACAUGGGUUUUGUUUUAGACACCUGAUGGCUAACCUUUCUGACAAAUUUCCAGCUGGUUCUUACCUCAAGGAUCGGAUUCCUUACUUGUUUAUGUGUUGUGCUUAUUCUCGAACACCGGAGAUGUAUGAGUUCAACAUGGAAAUCUUGAGGAGUGAAGGCGGCGACAUAGUUGCUCAAUUUCUGGAGGAUCUUCCCAAGGAGAACUGGUGUAUGGCUUACUUUAACGGCGAAAGAUUUGGUGAAAUGACAAAUAACUUGGCUGAGUCUUUCAAUAAUUGGGUGUUGCCUUUGAAGAGUCUUCCUAUUCUUGAUAUUAAUGAUGGCAUUAGAGUGAAGUCCAUGGCUUCAAUUGCUGCUCGGAAGCAGGAUGCUGAGGAAUGGUUCUCUGAGUUGUGCCCGGUGAUUGAAAAGAAGCUGAAGGAGAAUUUGGAAGUCGGAAGGCAUUGGAGAGUGAGCAGGUCUGAUACCUAUGUGUAUGAAGUUCACUGCCAGAAGUACAAUAACAUGGUAAAUUUGGAAACUCGCUUUUGUUCGUGUGGAGAAUGGCAGCUGUAUGGCUUCCCAUGUUCCCAUGCCCUUGUAGUGAUCCAACAACAUGGUUCUUCCCCGUAUUUGUAUGUCAAUGAGCUGUACAAGGUGGAGAAAUAUCGAGAAACUUAUUCUUUCCCAAUUAAUCCUCUUCCCUCUAUUUCGAAGCAAGUGCAUGAUUUUGGUAGAGAUGCGGUUUUUAAUAGUUACAUGUACAGUGACAUAACCAUUUUGGCAUUAGUUUACAUUGACUUGUCCUGUGACAUUAGUUUUUAG
Messenger RNA from Rosa rugosa (rugosa rose), 2159 nucleotides. RefSeq lists its product as uncharacterized. The coding region runs from base 198 to 2159 and encodes 653 amino acids. The transcript has 4 exons. Lineage: Eukaryota; Viridiplantae; Streptophyta; Magnoliopsida; Rosales; Rosaceae. Gene Ontology annotation, molecular function: zinc ion binding. The record is from RefSeq and is a predicted model, not a curated record.